Molecule: messenger RNA, 1596 nt
Organism: Plectropomus leopardus (leopard coralgrouper)
Lineage: Eukaryota; Metazoa; Chordata; Actinopteri; Perciformes; Serranidae
Gene: opn7d
Product: opsin 7, group member d
Biological process (GO): visual perception; G protein-coupled receptor signaling pathway
Cellular component (GO): membrane
Molecular function (GO): G protein-coupled receptor activity
Source: RefSeq, a predicted model, not a curated record
GAGCUCCUCUCCUCUGUGUCCUGCUCUCCACCUGGCCUCCAUGAGUGUAACUGAGGACAAGCCAUUCCCCCCUGGAAGAUGGGAAAUGCUUCAGACACAUCUGCUGUGUUUGCCUCCACCAUCUCCAAGGAGCACGACAUCCUCAUGGGUUCACUCUACAGCGUCUUUUGUAUACUGUCCCUUAUGGGGAACAGCAUUCUGCUACUUGUUGCAUAUCACAAGCGGACGACCUUGAAGCCAGCUGAAUUCUUCAUCAUCAAUCUCUCCAUCAGUGACCUUGGGAUGACGCUCUCUUUGUUCCCACUGGCAAUACCAUCAGCUUUUACACACAGGUGGCUGUUUGGAGAAAUCACCUGUCAGCUCUAUGCUAUGUGUGGAGUCCUGUUUGGUCUUUGCAGCCUGACCAACCUCACAGCCCUCUCGUCAGUGUGCUGCCUUAAAGUCUGCUUCCCAAACCACGGUAACAAGUUCUCUCCGACACAUGCCCGCCUCCUGGUCGCUGGAGUGUGGUGCUACGCUUCUGUGUUUGCUGUAGGGCCCUUGGCACAGUGGGGACAUUACAGUCCUGAACCUUACGGCACAGCCUGCUGCAUUGACUGGCAUGCACCCAACCACGGGCUUUCAGCUUUGUCUUACAUUGUCUGCCUUUUCGUCUUUUGCUAUGCACUGCCCUGCACCAUCAUCUUCCUCUCCUACACUUUCAUUCUGCUGACAGUGCGGGGGUCACGGCAGGCCGUCCAGCAGCAUGUGUCACCACAGACCAAGACUACCAAUGCACACGCUCUCAUUGUCAAGCUGUCAGUCGCAGUAUGUAUAGGCUUCCUGGGUGCCUGGACUCCAUACGCUAUUGUAGCCAUGUGGGCUGCUUUUGGAGACGCCACACGGGUUCCACCUGAUGCAUUCGCCCUCGCCGCUGUGUUUGCAAAGUCUUCCACCAUCUACAACCCCAUGGUCUACCUACUGUGUAAGCCCAACUUUCGCGAGUGUCUCUACAGAGACACGACUUUGUUACGGCAGAGGAUCUACAGGGGGAGUCCACAUUCUGAACCAAAAGAACGCUUUGGAUCAACCUCGCAGCGCAACAAGGACAUGAGCAUCUCCACAAAUGGACAGCAGGAGAGUUAUGGAGCGUGUCUGCACUGCACUGAGACUGCAGAGACUUGUCACGUGACAACGCCCCAAAGGACUGCCUGCAUCCUGACUGGAUCCACCUACAGAGAGGUGACAGUUAGCCAGGUCUCUGCCAAACCACAGGCGGAUUUCCUCUAGUGUUACAAACUCCUGCGUUCAUGAAGCAAACAAGACGAGACAGGUGCUCAGAAAGAGAGUACUGGGCAUGGACAACAAAACAACAAAAGGCCUGCAAAAGUUAUAAUGAGGGUGUGUCACCAAGACUCACAAGAAUAACACACCACAGGCUUGCAUGGACCUUCAACGGCAUCCUUCCUGACAGUCCCUCAUGAAUCGCGCCUUCAUGCGAUUAUAAAAAAUCCACAAUGUGUUGACUUCAUCUGAGAAGAUUUGUCACGGAAACAAAUACGUGUAAUGUCUUGAUGCCUACAUCUGUGUCAGCUUGUUUUAUUUGAAUGUGCAGUA